Messenger RNA from Zingiber officinale, 2941 nucleotides. RefSeq lists its product as uncharacterized. The coding region runs from base 493 to 2415 and encodes 640 amino acids. NCBI's taxonomy places the organism in Eukaryota, Viridiplantae, Streptophyta, Magnoliopsida, Zingiberales, Zingiberaceae. The record is from RefSeq and is a predicted model, not a curated record. The transcript is spliced from 13 exons.
UUUCUUAAAGAUGCUUCUAACGGGAGAGGAAGGGGGAUUAAGAAACGGGGAUAAAGUGGAGCGAGAGACAAGGCAGAGAGGGGCCGUUGGAGAAGCAUCGGGCCGCUGUUGUUGUUGGUGAAGAGGGAGGAGAAGCUUCGAUCUGUCUGUCCCUUUGCAUCGCUUCGAUGGAAUCGGAUUGAGGACCGGAAUCGAGAAACCGAGCGAGAAUCUUCGUUUCUUGUGGUCGGCGUUGGAUUCGAGAAAGCGUCUUUGGCUUGGGUCAUCCAUAGUGCGAGACGAGGUUUGAACGAAGAAGAUCUAGCCGUCUGAUCAUGGAUGAAUCAAAGGACAGGGAGGGAUAGCGAGGUUUGAUGCGUGGAAGAAGCAUGGCUAAUCGGUCCUCGCCCGCAGCGCGACAGCAGCCAAUGGGCCCUUCUUCUCCAGCCGGUACCUUUUUCAAAUGAUUACGGUGAUUGCAGUUUGGGAGAUGGAGUGGAUGGUAGUGUGCCUAUGGAUAGGCGGAAGAAGGAAAUGGUUAGUGCUUCCAGGUGGAAAGCAAGCAAUAAGGAUGCCUCUGGCGACACAGGCAGCAGUGAGUCUGAAGAAGUGGGUCUAGGUUCUUUCCAACCAAUGCUUAAUCCCAUUUCUAUCACUAGUCUACCUAGUAGACAGAAAGAAAGGCUGCGUGGAAAGGUUGCUGAGGAGAAUGAUGCUGUUGAUCUUGCCCUUGUUCCAAGGAAACUGAGAUCGGCUAUGAAUAAACGCAGCAGAGGGCCCUUAUCUCUCACGAUACCAAAUGCUAAGAAGAAACACUAUCGAACUUCUAAUAGACUUCAGGGGUUACCAAACAGUGGCGGAAGGGAAGGGAAGCAGAAUGGGCUGCUUGAAGCAUUUACAAAGGAUGAAGAGCUUGUUAUUGAGGCUUUGUAUGAACUAUCCAGAAUGCUACCGAUAGGUGAGCAAAUUGCAUAUAAGGAAGACAGUAAAGCACUGGAUAGACACCAGGUUUACUUGGCUAAUUGUUCAAAAGGUUCGAAAGUGGAUAAAAAUCUUUUGCAUCAAUCCCUGCCCAAUGAAAAUACCUCUUCUUGCAUGGAGAAACCAUUAGAAGAUGCAAAAAAUGAAGUGCAUGCUCCUGAGCAGUCCAUGGAAGUUGGCCAAAGAGAAACUGUUGAUUCUGAUUUGAAUAUAACUCCUGAACUCAUUUUGACUGAAAAUGAACCCCCAGAAAAUACUCCUUCCACAGCAUUUAUGAAAUUUUCCAGCCAUCCAGGAGCCCUACUUCGUUGCUGUACUGAAGAUAGGGAUCGAGUAAUACAACCGGGUCAGGCUGAUGCUACUGAAACCCACUCUUCAUGCAAAUAUGAAGUGCAGCAAAAUGGAUGUGUCAAAUCUACUACCCUGAGAAAUGAAGUUCAGCAAGUUGAGUGUGACAAUGGAAGUAUUGUAAAGUGUGCGCAUGAUGUAGCAACUCCAUCAAACAUCCAGCAAUCAAGCAAUUCUACUGUCUGGCCUGGUCCUGUGAGUAGUAUCACUGGACUUUCUUCUAGAGUAAUUGAACUUCCAACUGAGAAGGUUCCUCUUACUGCAAUGUCGACGUGGAAGAAGUGUGCCAUUCAUGUAUUCAUAGGACAUAAUAUCAAAUGCUAUCAGGAUAAGGAGAGACAGAGGAAACUUUUGUUGACUUGUGAUGAAUCUAAGCAAAGUGAGGAUACAAAAUCAUGUGGACCAGCAAACAAUGUGAGAGUUAGCUCACAAAGCGGAUUGAGUGGCAGGGCUUCUGCUUCUAUUUCUGUACUGGAGAGGAAUAAGAACGAAGAAAGAAAUGGAAUUUUCUGUAAUAGUAGCUUGAUGCAAACCCACCAAUAUUCUGGCCUAGUAGAUGCCAAGCAAAAACAGGCCUACGACUUUCUCUCAUUGUCAGCCGGUGGUGAUACUGUAAGUCCUGUCGAUGGAGCCAAGUCUGCCGCUCAGCUUCAUUCCCCCUAUUUGCAUACCCAUCCACAUCAUUCCCUUGUGCCAUUUCCUUUCCCUAAUUUUCCCUAUCCUCUACCUUACUCAGAAAAGCUAGUACCUGUAGCCGCUCAACAGGUGCAACUACAAGUACCGCAUUUUAUCGGAAAUCAAUUCUAUAGACACCAAAUAGACAACACCAUCAGCAAUAUACAGCUACAACAAUACCAGCAGCAACAGCUCUGGCAAGCUCAUUAUGCUAACUACUGCCCUCCUGCAGCUAUCGGAGUGCCACAGAAUGAGCGGAUACAUGACUCCUCUGCUCCUCCUGUCCAAAGUGCUCGGACUUCAGUUCUCUCUCCUCCCCUUUCUGUACAGAUGCAAGGCGGAUCCUAUCACCCAAUUUUGGUUCGUCAACAUCGGCAACUUAUUGCUAAUGCUUCCUCAUCACCCGCAAAUGUAAAGUCUCACAAGAACUAGCAACUGGGAACCCAGCUGAGGAUUUACACCAUCGCUUGGCAGAAAAUUUGAAUGAACAGGCUAGUGUUGCUGCAGUCGACGGACUCCAGGAAAAAGAAAAGACCAUAAUGCUCAUCGAAACCGUAAAGAGUUUUCGGUGCCGUAAAUGCUUCAUCUGCACCAACGCCGGGAAGAACACCAACGGUUCGCAGUUCUUCAUCUGCACCGAAAAGACUGCGUGGCUCGACGGCAAGCACGUGGUUUUCGGCCGCAUCGUGGAGGGGAUGGACGUGGUGAAGGCGGUUGAGGCGGUCGGUUCCCAGAGCGGCUCCACCAAGAAGCCCGUCGUCAUCGCCGACUGCGGUCAGCUCUGAUAGAUGAACGGCAUCGUCGUCUUCGCUCUCUACCACAACUAGCAGUAUCGUACUCUUCCGUUUUCGUCGUGCUUUAAUUUUUGUUGAGUUAAAAUUGCUAUAGUUUUAGAUAAAAAAUGAGGGAAGAUGUUAUGAUUUUUUUUUUUAAAUUAGAAUGCUAAAAAUUCAUCAAA